CUGUCUCCCCUGCAUCCCCUCUCCCCAUGCACACCCACACACAUGCAAGCACACAGAAUCUGGGCCACGGACAGACUGUCUGAUCCAGGAGGGAGGGUGGCUGGGGAAGGCUGGGAAUGACUGGAGGAAGUCUGAGGCUGGGAGGCACAGUCCAGUCUGGGGUUCAGCCCCCUGGAAGCAGGCGCCUCAGGCCUGGGGCCAACGUGGGGCCUUGGAGCAGGGAGGCCCAAGUCCGGGACCCUCAGAGCCCCCCCUCCCCUUCUGGUCGGGAAGUUUCAGCAGGAAAUCGGACUGCCCGGGGCAGCUGGCACCGCCACCCGAGCCGCCCCCAAGCUGGCAGGAGCAAAGUAACCACCACUGCCAGCCUGGUAACUAACCCGCGCGGACUCAGCAGAAGCCAGCUGGGCGCUGCUUGGCCCGGAGCCCACCCGGAGCUGCCCAGCUCCGAGCCUGGGCACCCCCGCAGUCCUGGCUUUGGGCCGGGUCGGGCACGGAAACUGAGCAGCCCCGGGGGGGCAGGAGCCGGAACUCCCCCCCUCCCCUCCGGCCUCAUAGUCCCAUUUCCCACCCUCAGGAGGCCAGGGGAGGCCAGGGCUGUUCUCGGCCUCUCGCCCUCCUCCUCCUCUCCUUCCUCCUCCCCAGCCACGCCCUCUGCCUCAGUACCCCUCCCCACUUUUCUCUGCAGCCUUGGGGCCGCCCCCUUUCCCCGCCGCCAAGCCUGGUCUUUCCCGGAGAGGACCCAAAGGACUCACCUACCCCCACCCCUUCACUUCAUAAAUCGAUUCUCCAUCCAAGGGGCGCAGGGCGCUUCCGGGAAACAGAUCAGCUUACUUUUUAAUUGAGCCCUUGGGAUUUUUCAAGUAUAUCCUCAUAUCUCUGGCCACCUGACAUUGGGACAUAUGCAGAUUUCCUCAGAAUGAUUUUUCUGAUGUUGAAC
Molecule: messenger RNA, 937 nt
Organism: Dromiciops gliroides (monito del monte)
Lineage: Eukaryota; Metazoa; Chordata; Mammalia; Microbiotheria; Microbiotheriidae
Product: WAS/WASL-interacting protein family member 1-like
Exons: 2
Coding region: 117-842 (241 amino acids)
Source: RefSeq, a predicted model, not a curated record